CCCAACACCGGGCCCAUUUUCCAGUCUCCUGAGUUCCUGACUACACUACCCUGGCGGCCUGGCCCUGGAUCCGCCUCCCGUCUCUGACCUCCCCACCUCGCCGCCGCCGCCGCCCAUCUCCAUCAGGCCCGGCAUCCAGCAAUGCCCGCCGCCACGCCAUAGCUCACCGCGCGAUGCCCUCGCCCGCGCCCACGGCGCUGCCCCGUCUCCUCGCUGCCAUCUCCGCCGCCGCCUCCUCGCCCACAGACCUCCGCCGCCUCUCCCGCCUCAUCCUCUCCCCCUCCGCGCCUCUGCCCCCCAUCCGGUGCCUCAACACCCUCCUCAUGGCGCUCGCCCGCCAGGGCAUGCUCUCGGACAUGGAGUCGCUCGCCGCCCGCAUGCCCGCCCGCAACCUCCACACCUACACCACCCUCAUCAACGCUUAUUGCCUCGCCGGCGACCUCCCCGCCGCCAAGCGCCACCUGUCCUCCCUCCUGCGCGCCGGCCUCGCGCCGGACUCCCACGCCUACACGUCCUUCGUCCUCGGGUACUGCCGCACGGGGCUGCUCGCGCACGCCUGCCGACUGUUCUUGCUAAUGCCGCUGCGGGGGUGCGCCCGCACCCCGUUCACGUACGCGGCCCUGCUCCAGGGGCUAUGUGGCUCUGGGAUGGUGCGCGAGGCGAUGGCGGUUUUCGCUGGGAUGCGGCCUGAUGGCUGUGCCCCUGAUUCGCACGUCUACAGCACAAUGGUGCACGGGUUAUGUGGGGCAGGACGAGCUGGAGAGGCAGUUGCUCUGCUCACAGAGGCAAUGGAGAAGGGAUUUGUGCCGAAUGUUGCUGUAUACAAUGCUUUGAUCGAUGGCUACUGCAGUACUGGGGACUUGGAGCUCGCAGUUGACGUCUUCAAGGGGAUGCAGAGUAAAGGGUGCUUGCCGAACGUCCGCACUUAUACUGAGCUGAUAUGUGGGUUUUGCAAGUCGGGGAAAGUAGAGAGGGCCAUGGUACUAUACAGUCGGAUGGUUGAAGCAGGUUUAGCUCCAAAUGUGGUGACAUACACAACCUUAAUUCAGGGGCAGUGCAACGAGGGGCACUUGGAACAUGCUUUUAGGCUGCUUCAUUCCAUGGAGGCUAGUGGGCUGCUCCCUAAUGAGUGGACUUGCUUAGUGCUGAUUGAUGCUUUGUGCAAACGUGGGAGAAUUGAGGAAGCUCAGCAGUUUCUUGGGUCUCUUGUUCAGAAGGGAAUUAAGGUGAAUCAGGUUAUCUACACCAGUAUGAUAGAUGCAUUGUGCAAGGCGGGGAACUUUGAUGGUGCUCGUAAUCUGAUGCAGAAAAUGGUCACAGAAGGGUUUGUGCCAGACGCCCACACAUACAGUUCGCUUAUUGAUGGACUAUGCAGGGAAAAUAAGCUGUCGGAAGCAAUAUCGCUGUUGGAUGAUAUGAUUGAGAAUGGAGUACAAGCCAAUGCCGUACCAUUUACCAUUCUAAUUGAUAAGCAUGUCAGGAAGUUUGGGUCUGAUUCCCAAAAAAUGAUAUCUGAUAGGAUGGCUGUGGUAGGUGUUAAGCCUGACGUUGUCACUUAUACAGUAUUUAUACGCUCCUAUUGUCAAGAGGGAAGGAUGGAAGAUGCUGAAUCCAUGAUGGUUCAGAUGAUCGAUCAUGGUGUUCGCCCUAAUUUAGCCACAUAUAACACAUUGAUUAAAGGAUACGCAAAUCUUGGGCUAGUCAGUCAAGCAUUUUCAUCUUUUAAGAACAUGGUUGAUAAUGGAUGCAGGCCAAAUGACGAGUCUUACACAGUUCUCCUUGGACUGCUACUAAAGAAAAAUUCAUACCAUGACUUAGUUGCCAAUUCUAUUAGUGUAUGGAAAAUAGUUGACAUGAAAGUUCUCGAGGAACUUUUGGAGGAGGUGAUUAAGCUUCAGUGCACCUCAGCCAGCUAUAUUUAUGAUUGUCUUAUUAGAUGUUUGUGCAAAGUUGAUAGAUUGGAGGAAGCAAAAAGUUUUCUUGUAGGGAUGCUGAGUGCUAACUUGACCCCAAGUGAGGAUGUAUAUACUUGUAUGAUAGAAUGUUGCUACAGAAUGAAACUGCUAAAAGAAGCUUUAAGGUUUCUUGAUUCAAUGGUGGAAAGAGGCUAUCUACCACGUUUAGAAUCUUAUAGGUUUAUUAUUUGUGCUCUUUGUGAGGAGGGAAGCUUUCAUACUGCUAAAAGCAUUUUUGGUGACAUAUUAUCAAAGGAAUACAACUGUGAUGAGAUUGUUUGGAAGAUCUUGAUUGAUGGCUUAUUACAAAACGGAAACACUGCUGACUGCUCCCGUCUGCUAUCGUUCAUGGAGGAACGGAAUUGCCGUCCUAGUUCUGCAAUAUAUGCUAGGCUUACUGGUGAAAUAACAGUUACAAGUGAAGCUCAGGAAAUUGCUACAUGAAUAUGGACAAACCGAUCAACCUUAGUAUUGGUGUUGAUGGGUCCAUGAAUCAGUACAAGAUGGGCGAAUUGAAAGCAUAAAAGACUUUGGCACUAGCAGUGCCCCUGUACUUGUGAGGAAGGAUGUGGCAACACAAACAGGCCCUGAUAUAAGCAGGUCCUCUUCUCCCAGCAUGAGAUCUUCAUUUUCCUGUUCACUAUCGGUGCAACAAGUCAAAAAGCUGGAGGGUUGUUUCUCUAACCUUGAGAUUAGGGAUGCACAGGUGGAUGAUCGGGUGACUCUGGCUAGGUGGUCCAAGGCCCGAGGUUCUGCAAAAGGCAACAGAUAUUAUAGUGGAAGAAAAAAAACUAUGGAAUCUAAAUCUUCUGAGUGUUACGCGUAUAUCAAAAAGGAUUGAUGGAGAGGAAGCAAAAAUGAUUGCGUGGGAGAAUAUGAAGAAAGCAAAAGCAGAAGCAGCAAUACAAAAGCUUGUGCUAUGCUUAUUUCUCGUUUCCAGGAGAAUUUUCAACAGCCUCAGGUCUGGUCCAGGAAAAAUGCAGGUGUUACACAGCACGUCAACUGUGAAUCAUGGUCAACAUAUUUCAGGAGUAUCAAAACAGCGGCACAUCUCAAAUGGGUUAUGGAUGAAUGCUUCAUAUGUCAUACUUUCUAAAGAUAGAGGCUGUGUUUGGUUGAGCUCAAGUGCUUGCCAACCAAACAGGUGAAGCUGCCUUUUCAACUGCUUUCGUAUAGUACAGUUUUGGAAGCACGUUGGAUCCUGUUUUUUGGCUUUUGAUUUUCUACUUUUCGAAAUGGGUGGAUAUAGAAAGCUGCUUCACAGAAGUUUAAAGGGAGAUAGAGGGGUAGAUUUCAUACUUGUUUCACCCAAAUAGUUAACAGCUUAUCAACAACACAUAGUUCCAAGUCUUUCACAACACAUAACUUUUUCACAGCUCAUGGCUAAACCAAACAGGCCCAUAGUUUCAUGACCAGUCAGAUGAAUCCAGAUUUUAUCAUUGAUGAAUAGCAUUCACUACUAUUGUAGUUGCCGAUAUGUCCUUUCAUUUCUGCAUAUAUUUGUUUGCAACGACUGUCCAAAGUUUCUCAUGAUUUACUAUAUAAUAAAAGUAGCAGGGGUUCUGUUCCA
This is a messenger RNA of Sorghum bicolor (sorghum), 3525 nucleotides long. Its product is annotated as pentatricopeptide repeat-containing protein At5g65560. The transcript is spliced from 4 exons. Gene Ontology annotation, molecular function: protein binding. NCBI's taxonomy places the organism in Eukaryota, Viridiplantae, Streptophyta, Magnoliopsida, Poales, Poaceae. The record is from RefSeq and is a predicted model, not a curated record. Bases 174 to 2399 code for a protein of 741 amino acids.